AGCCAAGGGCUUGAAGUUUGAUUCGCCUUGCGGGUCUGCGGGUACUGUCGCGACCUUCGGGCAUGUCCCUACAAUGGCUGUGCGGGACACCAUUGAAAUCAUCGAUGGCGUGCACUCGGGCACGACCCGCCUAUCUCUGAAGACGCAGCUAGAGCGGUUCGGAGAGAUUGACAUUUGCCACAAGAUCGGAGACCCGCGGGAGGAUACUCCGUGGGUGCGCUUCCGUGACUCCAAAGGCGCGCUUUCAGCUCUAGAUGCGAUCGCAAGGGGUGAGGUGCUCAUCGAUGGCGUGCCAAUCAAGGCACAGUGGCGGGCCCGGAGGAAGGAGCCGCCGGGGUUCAAGUCGGGCGCGCGCACCAGCCGCGACAUCUAUUUGGAGCAGCAGCAGGCGCGGGGCAGGCGCGACCGCAGCGGGAGCGGAGACUCCCGACGGAACCGAGGCGACCGGCGCAGCGAGCGCCGGGAGCGGCGCAGCAGGGACCGGCGCAGCCGAGACCGUAGUCGGCGCCGUUAAGCUGGCGGCUUGCAAGGAUCUACGAAGUGGGCAGCUGCUUGGCUCUCACGCGAUGCCUGAACGCGAUGACUCACGCAGACUAAAAGUCAUCACCC
Molecule: messenger RNA, 609 nt
Organism: Effrenium voratum
Lineage: Eukaryota; Dinophyceae; Suessiales; Symbiodiniaceae
Source: the annotation of a GenBank genome assembly